AAUGUUUGAAAGAAGCGGACAAUUGUGUCAAUAGUAUAGAAAUGAAGCGAAAUAUGACUUCAAUUAUAGUUCACAUCGAUUUAGACAUGUUUUUCGCCGCCGUUGAGACCAAACUCAAGCCCGAACUUAAAGGCAAACCAAUGGCUGUCGGCAGUGACCAGAUGUUGGCCACUAGUAAUUAUGAGGCGCGAAAAUUUGGGAUCAGACCGGGAAUGCCGGGCGCUUUGGCCAGACGUUUGUGUCCGCAACUGAUUCUAGUGAAACAUAGUUUUGGCAAUUAUCGCAGAGAAAGUGGACACGUGAUGGCAAUUAUCAAAGAAUUUGAUCCCAACCUGUAUUCAAUGAGUUUAGACGAGUGUUUCAUUGAUUUAACUGAUUAUGUGAUAGAUAUGUAUUGCCAGCGAAACGAAAACUUUGACAAACAAUCUCUCAAAAGCUGUAAAGAAUUGCCCAUUUGUUUGUGGGAUUUGGCGGCAGAAGUGGUCUCUAAUAUCAGGCAAAGAAUAUUAGAUGAAACACAAUUGAGUGCCAGCGCUGGCAUCGCAUGCAAUACAUUGAUUGCUAAAGUGUGCUCUGAUGUCAACAAACCUGACGGUCAGCACAUGAUUCGCGGCAAUAAGAAGGAGAUCGAGAAGUUCUUAGAGGACACUCCGAUCCGAAAGGUGAAUGGCAUCGGACCCGUUAGGGNCGUUAGGGCACAGUUCCUGUCGGCUGUUGGUAUCAACACAUGUAAAGAUCUGUAUUACAAUCGCGACAAAAUUCGGUUCGCUUUCAGUCAAUUCAAUGCCGAGUAUUAUCUGAGGGUUGGCUUAGGAAUUGGUCGACAUGUCAUCGAGAGAGACGAAGAGCCGAGAAAAAGCGUUAGUUCCGAACGCACUGUCGCCGAAGUCAGUACUUUUGAAGCCAUUUGUGAUUAUUUCAGUGAAUUGAGUGAAGAGUUGGCCGAAGAUCUGAACUCAAAGAACCAAAGCUGCAAAACGAUUACAAUUAAACUGAAGAAAAUCACUUUUAUAGUGACUCUCAAAUCUCAUUCACUUCCGUACUAUACGUUUGAUUCGGAGACCAUUUUAAAUGUGGCCAAACAUUUAUUGGAUACCGAACUGAAGAGCACUCCAAUCGAGUCACGCAAAUAUCGAUUAAUUGGUCUCAAAGUUUCCAAUUUAAAGUCUAAUGAAACCAAUCGAAAGACCUCUUCGUCGCAAAUGACUUUGUCUCAAAUAUACAGAGCGUUGAAAAGCAAUACAAAUACUGAGAUUAACACUAAUUCUGACAAACAAUCGGCUGAGAAACCGGAAGAAGCAAAACACGAUGAAAGCGAAUCCAACACUUCAGUCAAUGAUAACAAUGAUAGAAAUGAAAGCAAUUUUCACAUCAACCAAAUGUAUGAUUCCUCUCAAUACGAGUGUUCGGUUUGUUUUGAAACAUUUCAACACAAGAAUGUGUUCGAAGACCACGAAAAUGCAUGCAUUGAAGCGAUGCUCGAAAUUUCCACAUCAGAACCCGAUAUAAGCAUCGAUUCCGAGCCAAACACCAGUUCUCACACCGAUUCUAGUCCUCAAACCAAUGAUGAAUCGAAAGAUAUAAACAAUUUGUGUCCCAUUUGUGGCACACAAUUGGUUCUUAAAGACAACGACGAAUUAAACGCUCACAUCGAUGUGUGCCUUAACAAAGACAAGUGCCUCGAGUUAACUCAAGUCCCAUUACAGUCCACGACUCAUAACUCGACUCCUAAACAAAAGCCGUCAAAACGAUUAUAUUCUGACAGCAAAAUGAAUGGCAAACUUAGCCAGAAAUGUGAUCCAAAGAAAACACGAAAACAGUCGUUAAAGUCACAAAUGACUAUCGAUUCCUUCUUUAAUCGGUCCAAAUAA
Medioppia subpectinata is the source of this 1871-nucleotide messenger RNA. Lineage: Eukaryota; Metazoa; Arthropoda; Arachnida; Sarcoptiformes; Oppiidae. The record is from the annotation of a GenBank genome assembly.